This is a messenger RNA of Lactuca sativa (garden lettuce), 995 nucleotides long. It is a transcript of the gene PEX4, whose product is annotated as peroxin4. Lineage: Eukaryota; Viridiplantae; Streptophyta; Magnoliopsida; Asterales; Asteraceae. The record is from RefSeq and is a predicted model, not a curated record.
UGAUGUUCUCGAAGGUUUAUGUAUUCGGACUCCUUUUUACUGCCAUAACUCUUCUUUAACCCUCUCUUCUGUUUUUCACUUGAUGGAUUGAUCGUCUCAUAUUCUUCAUCGUGUCAUCUCCUCCAUCUUAGAUCACCGUCCCAUCGUAUCGGCGCCGUCGUCCUAGGUCGUUACAUCACCUUCUCGCCGUCUCAUAUCCUCGGACAAUCUCAGAUGUUGUAAAGGUGAAAUCUCAAAGGUCUUACCUCAAAUUCGUUAAAAAAAAGGGGGGCUUUCAACGUAGAUCACAUUGCACAUCGUAUCAAUAACCUAUUUUCCCCGCUUUCGUUUCUCUCAGAGGUUUGGAAUAAAUAAUACAAUACAAGAAAAUGCAGGCAUCAAGAGCAAGACUUUUUAAGGAAUACAAGGAGGUGCAAAGGGAGAAAGUAGCUGAUCCAGAUAUCCAACUUGUUUGCGAUGAUUCCAAUAUAUUUAAAUGGACUGCACUUAUCAAGGGACCAUCAGAAACUCCUUAUGAGGGUGGAGUUUUUCAGCUUGCGUUUUCUGUUCCUGAGCAAUAUCCUUUGCAGCCUCCCCAAGUGAGGUUUUUAACUAAAAUAUUUCACCCAAAUGUUCAUUUUAAGACAGGAGAGAUUUGCCUGGAUAUUCUGAAGAAUGCUUGGAGUCCAGCAUGGACACUCCAAUCUGUAUGCAGGGCAAUAAUUGCUUUAAUGGCCCAUCCAGAACCCGAUAGCCCACUCAAUUGUGAUUCAGGGAAUCUUCUUCGAUCGGGUGAUGUUAGAGGAUUCCAGUCGAUGGCUAAGAUGUAUACUAGGCUUGCAGCCAUGCCCAAGAAAGGUUGAAGAAUAUUAUCGUCAUUAUUCAUCAUGCAUAUGUCAACAAACAAAUAAAUAAUCCUUCUAUUUCAUUUUCACCAUAUAUGUAUGUUUGUGUGUGUGUGGACUCUCAUAUUACUUGAGCUUUGUAUGAAUGAAUGUAAUACAAUAAUUGUAGUA